UGUGUACGCCCCGCCCGUGUGCUCAGUGCUGUUAGUUAUAGCACUUAGCGGUGGAGUAAGACAGCUCAGCAUGUCUGGGGCUCUGCGGGAGGAAUUGGAGCGUUACUUGCUGGAGCUGGGCAUCCAGCCUGUGUGCGUGGAGCACCCUGAGGUUUUUACGGUUGAGGAAAUGAUGCCUCAUGUCCAGCACUUGAAAGGAGCUCACAGUAAAAACCUGUUUUUGAAAGACAAAAAGAAGAAAGGCUUCUGGCUGGUGACAGUUCUCCAUGACAGACAAGUAAAUCUCAAUGACCUUGCUAAAAAGUUGAAUGUUGGCAGUGGGAACCUUAGGUUUGCUGAUGAAGCUUCAAUGUUAGAAAAAUUAAAGGUGGGUCAAGGUUGUGCCACACCCCUAGCACUGUUCUGUGACAAAGGAGACGUGAAGUUUGUACUGGAUGCCAAAUUUCUGGAAGGCGAUCACGAAAGAGUCUAUUUUCAUCCAAUGACGAAUUCUGCUACCAUGGGAAUAACUCCUGAUGAAUUUUGUACCUUCUUGAAAAAAACUGGACAUGAUCCAAUACUAAUUAAUUUUGAUGACUAAAUACAGUUGUAUAUUAGAAACCAAGACUGAUGUAAUAUGGGAACAAAAACAUAUUUAUGAAAGUUUUAUACUUGCCAACUAGAUUUUUAUUCUUGGUAAACAUAUCUCUUCUAGAUAUGUGAAAAAUGUGACGCAUCUAAAAUCAUAUAAAAAUGUUUAUGCAUUUUAUUUUUUCUUUCAAAUUUUAACUCAUUUAAACAAAACAUCAUUAUAAUGCUUUUAAGUACCUUGGAGAGCCCAAAUUAAUUACACCAUUUGGAACUAUAUUGUAGCUGUUGUGACACUAUUUGUCAUUUAUGAAAAAUUUAGAAGUAUCUUCUAUGUUCUUUAUGCCUGAUAAAGUCCUUGUGAUCAAUUUAA
This is a messenger RNA of Bombina bombina (fire-bellied toad), 940 nucleotides long. Its product is annotated as prolyl-tRNA synthetase associated domain-containing protein 1. The transcript has 2 exons. Bases 71 to 580 code for a protein of 169 amino acids. Gene Ontology annotation, molecular function: aminoacyl-tRNA deacylase activity. The record is from RefSeq and is a predicted model, not a curated record. NCBI's taxonomy places the organism in Eukaryota, Metazoa, Chordata, Amphibia, Anura, Bombinatoridae.